AAUGGGAAGAGGGCGUGCACCAUGCUGCGACAAAACCAAGGUCAAGACCGGAGCAUGGAGCCCUGAAGAAGACUUUCGUCUCGUCUCUUUCAUUCAUAAACAUGGCCAUCCCAAUUGGCGUGCCCUUCCUUCCCAAGCUGGGUUGUUGAGAUGCGGUAAGAGUUGUAGGUUAAGAUGGAUUAAUUACUUAAGACCAACCGUAAAGAGAGGAAACUUUACCCAAGAAGAAGAGGAAAUCGUAAUUAAGCUACAUCAAUCACUCGGAAACAAGUGGUCGAAGAUUGCGUCAUGUUUACCGGGUAGAACAGAUAACGAGAUAAAGAACAUAUGGAACACUCACUUGAAGAAGAAACUAUCGUGGAAAAAAGACUCCUUGUCUCCUUCUUCUUCUUUUUCAUCUACAUCUUCUUCGAUUACAACUACUAACUAUCUUCGUGAAGACAUGAUCAAGAAUCAAAGUUUAACCCAUUCUUGUUCGUUUUCAUCUUCAAAUAAUGAUGUGGGUCCGAAAUUAGGAGGGGAAGAAUUAGUAAUUGAUCAUGAAUUCAAGGAGUGGUUGAGAAACUUGGAAAAUGAACUUGGACUAGAUGAUGAUCAUGAUCAUGAUCUAUCAAUUGAUCAAGAUGAUUGUGGCUUGGUCCAAGUCCAAGUCCAAAAGAUGGACCAAAUAAUUAAUGAAGAAGAUUUAGAUAAUAAUAAUAAUAUUGAUUAUAACAAGAUCAAUAUAUCUUCUAUCUCAUCUUGGCAAGUGCUGUUUUCAAGCCUGCCCCACUAA
Impatiens glandulifera is the source of this 775-nucleotide messenger RNA. Its product is annotated as transcription factor MYB58. The transcript is spliced from 3 exons. The record is from RefSeq and is a predicted model, not a curated record. The coding region runs from base 2 to 775 and encodes 257 amino acids. Lineage: Eukaryota; Viridiplantae; Streptophyta; Magnoliopsida; Ericales; Balsaminaceae.